UUUUAGAAAUCAAGUCAGUAUUGUUGUUUCAGCUGAUGCAAGAGAAAAGCCGGAAAAAUUGUUAUUUACAGUUUAUAGAUCAAAUUAUUUAUAGGAACUUCACGGGAAAAGAACGUAAAUCGAUUUUCCAGUCGUCACAUUAUGGCCGAGGAUGAAUUAGUGCCGUUUGACCCAAAUAUGAAAAAGAAGAAGAAGAAAAAGAAGAUGCCUUUCGAUCCGGAUGCAGGAACAGCUGUUGAUGGAGAGGUUGAGUCAGCUACUGAUGGAGCUCCAUCUACUCCCGUGACAGUAACAUCUACACCUCAAGAAGAAGUACCUGAUAAAAUAGAAGACGACAUGUCCCUUGAAUUUGGUGGCUUGAAAAAGAAGAAAAAAAGUAAAAAGAAGAUUUUAGAUUUAGAUGAUGUGGGAGAAUCUUUACCUAAUACAGACAACACAGAGGCACCUAAAAAUGAUGGUGGAGAUGACUUUAGUGAUGAUUUUUCAUUAGAUUUUCCAGCUCGUAAAAAGAAGAAAAACAGAUCAGUUGUAUUUGAUCAACAAGACGAUGAUGAUGAAAGUGGUAGUAGUAAGCUUAAAGAAGAUCUAGUUGGUGAUAAAACAUGGAGUGGAACAGACAGAGAUUACACAUAUGAUGAAUUAUUACUAAGGGUGUUUGAUAUUAUGAGAGAGAAAAACCCAGAGAUGAUUUCUGGAGAAAAGAAGAAAUUUGUAAUGAGACCACCACAAGUUUUAAGAGUGGGAACCAGAAAAUCUUCAUUUGCAAAUUUUACAGAUAUUUGUCGAUUAUUACAUAGGCAACCUAAACACGUUCUGGCCUUUUUAUUAGCAGAAUUGGGUACUAGUGGGUCUGUUGAUGGUAAUAACCAACUGAUUAUUAGAGGAAAAUAUAAUCAAAAACAGAUAGAAAAUGUAUUGAGAAGAUAUAUAAAAGAAUACGUGACCUGUCAUACCUGUCGUUCUCCAGACACAUUAUUACAGAAAGAUACCCGGCUUUAUUUCUUACAGUGUGAAACAUGCGGGUCUCGAUGUUCUGUGGCAAGCAUCAAAUCUGGUUUCCAAGCUGUAACAGGAAAACGUGCUGCUAUUCGUGCAAAGACUACAUAAAAAAAAAUCUCAAGUGGUUAGGAUGUAUGAAAAUUUUUGUGAUUGUUUAAAGCUCAAUUUUGGUUUGAGUGAAGUUUAUUUUUAUUAGAACCUUCAUUUAUUGGGUGAACUAAAGAUCAUUGAUUUUGGUGAAGUUUCAUAAUUAAUUAUUCAUUCAUUUGUGAAUUGGGACUUUUUCACAAUAAUUUUGACCUUAGCAAGUUUAUGUGGAUCCAGGACAUUAAAAUGGAUGGUUUAUGACAGGACUAAUAAAAGACCAUCAAAGAUGAAUGAAAGCAGUAAUUGAAUAAAAAUUUUAUCGUCCAAUUAAACAUAAUUAUGUAAAAAGUUAUUUUAUAUUAUAGAUAUGUCUGUAUAUUUAACUCUCUGUGUCUGUUGUAUUCAGAUGUUAAAAUUUCAGGAUAUUUAUUUUGAAUUAAUGACUUUUGAUUGUGUAUCUAAUUGCAAAGGUAAUAGUAACUGAAUUGUAAAUGUCAAUCCUGUUAAAGAUAUAGUGUUUUAAUAACCAUAUCUUAUCAUCUUAAAUAUAAAUAGAAUUUUGAAAAAUGUAAAUAAGAUUCCUAUUACACUGAAGACUUGAAACCUAAAUUGCUAUUAUAUAUUUGAAUUAUAUGAAUUAGAUAGAAUUAACACUGAAGAUACAAUUAAAGUUUAGUUUUAGUGCUAGAUUUUGAAAAUUCAUAUCCAACACAUGUUGAUAUUUAAACCACUUACACACCUACUUCAUAUAUAGAAAAUAAUUUUAUUUGGCUGAAUAUCUUGGUGGUGAGUUGACCAUUGAUAUAUAUAUAUCAUAUUUGAACAUAACAGGAGUAUUGGAAGUCAAUUUUAAUACUGCUAGCUGUAUACGGGGAAAUAACCUUGUAUUUAUUGAAGAAAUAAACUGUAUGAAUCUAAA
Patella vulgata (common limpet) is the source of this 2005-nucleotide messenger RNA. RefSeq names its product eukaryotic translation initiation factor 2 subunit 2. NCBI's taxonomy places the organism in Eukaryota, Metazoa, Mollusca, Gastropoda, Patellidae. Gene Ontology annotation, biological process: formation of translation preinitiation complex; formation of cytoplasmic translation initiation complex; translational initiation. The transcript is spliced from 9 exons. The record is from RefSeq and is a predicted model, not a curated record. Gene Ontology annotation, cellular component: eukaryotic translation initiation factor 2 complex. Gene Ontology annotation, molecular function: translation initiation factor binding; translation initiation factor activity; mRNA binding. The coding region runs from base 142 to 1107 and encodes 321 amino acids.